UAGAUGUUUGGAAGGACACAAUCAGCUGAAGAAUAUCUGAAGCUUCAGCAUUUUGGGGUGUGAAACAAGAGUGGAGAGAAGAGCGAAGGAAAACUACAAUUGAGACAAAGCCAGAGAAGGAGAAAGGGGAUUGCUCUGACAAAGCGUGGAACCACAAAUUUGAGUUUACAGAGAAGAUAUACUGUAGAUAAAAAGUAGCGUUGGUGAGGAUGAAGUUCAGUGAGAGAAAGGUGCCGUUGCUGUCCAUCAAAGAAAACAUAGAGAUGGAACUGUUCUCUUCAGAGGAGCCCUGCGUGGUCAUAACAACACUCGAGAAGGAGGAAGAAUGCAGCUAUGAGCAGAGAAACCUUGAGCAUCCUCUGGUCCCCGACAGUGAAGAAGAGGAGGAGGAGGAGGAUGAUCUAGAGACGCUUUUUGAGACCCCUGCCAGGCAGCAGCACCAGGCCAAGAUCAGAACUGUGCCUCUUGAGAAAGACCUGGUAAAGCCCCACUCACCUGUCCCAGGAUUUAUGGAGGACACUGAGAUUGAAAUGGAGGUGUUUCCACCCCCUAAAGUGUCUGGCAGGGGACUGGAGGAGUUAAAGUCCAUUGUUCCUUCCACUAUGACCCUGCAAACUCCAAACAAAUCUAGCCGGCUCACAUGGAGGAGACAGAACCCACCGAGGACGGGACUGGUGGUCAAAGACGUGGUCUGUCUGCCCAGAGGACACUACCUGGAGCAGCUGGAGAGACCCGUUGUCCCUCGUGGCAAAGAACGAGCAGCUCUAGUGGCCACGGGCAUGACAGCCCGCAUCACUAUUGAUGGCGGCUGGUCAGCCAAACAGAUGGAGAGUCGGCUGGUGAUGCUUUUCUGGGGGCGGUUUGUGAAACGAGAAGGGCAAAGGUUCUCCUUCACAUAUAUACAGUGUGUGCAGGGCUCCAAGGUGCUAUUUUUCCCAGACCCCCCUGCCGAAGGCUGGACUGGAGAGCAGGUACUCAGGACUGCUGGGCAUGGUGCUCUGUAUAUCCUUAGCCACCAGGACUACCCACAGGUUGAAUCUGACCACAGUGAGAUGCCUGUUUUGAACAAGAGGGAUGACUUUUGUCCAGAAGAGGAAGCAGAGAGCUGCCUGGACGAAGACAGUCAGCCCGGAGACCAAAAUCAGAAUCAGCCUCCUGUUUGCAGUCUCACAGAGGAGGUCAAACCAGACCUUGAGACCAUCCUCAGACUGUUCCAGCAGGAAAAUGUGUUUCGAGAUGUAGAAACCCACAUCCAGGUGAGGAGGGGAGACCUGCUGAAUAGCACCCUGGAGUCGGUGAGGAGGCCUAGCUUCUGCUUCAGGACAACACCCAUCAUCUCCUUUACUGGGGAGGAGACAGACGGUCAAGAGGGACCUCUCAGAGAGUUUUUCAGAUUGACUUUGCUGGAGCUGCAGCAAACUUCUGUAUUCCAGGGUUUCCCUGGGCGGUUGUUCUUGACCUUUGACCUCUCAGCUCUUGAAGACAGAAAGUACUAUGAAGCAGGAGUUCUGGUCGGCUGGUCUCUGGCUCAGGGCGGGCCUGGACCUUGUUGUCUACACCCUGCUCUUUACCAGUGGAUGUGUGGCCAGAGUCCAUCUUUAGAGGACUUUAGCUGGAGGGACAUUGUUGAUACUGAAGUACAGCUCAGACUGCAGCAGCUGCACAGUUCGACAGAUGUGACGCUGCUGUCUCCCAGUCUCUGUGAUUGGUUGUCCAGCUGUGGAAUCCCAGAAAUCUGCUCAAUGAAAUCUGCUGACACACCAGUUAUCUAUGGCCGCCUUAUGAAACAUUACAUCUACCACAGGGUAUCUAGAAUGAACUCCCAGUUCACAGAGGGCCUGAACAGCUGUGGUGGAUUGUGGGACAUAAUACAGUCACACUGGGAGGUGUUUGCACCUGUGAUGACAAGUGUGCAGCAGCCGCAGCCGCAGCCACAGCCUCUAACCCUGGAACAGUUCAAACAGCUUUUCAGCGUCUGCUACAGUCCCCCAGACAGCCAGCUGAGAGCAGCUGAGGAGGCAACAGCUGCACACUGGGAAACAGCCCUUACCUUGAUCAGCGAUUGUAAGGCAGAUUUCUCUUUUGAAGAGCUCCUCACCUUCAUCACUGGAGCUGAUCAUGUGCCUCCACUCGGGUUCUCCAGAUUGAUCUCCCUGCAUUUUUACUCCAAGGAUGAGAGCAUGUCAGAUGUGCAUCUGCCCUACGCCUCCACCUGCACUCUGGAGCUCUUCCUGCCAGCAGGAGUAGCUGGAGCAGCAGAUGUGUUGGCGCUGCUGAGUCGAGCUGUUCACAAGGCCAGCAGCAUUUCCAGAAAGGAGGAGACCGAGAGGACAGCCGAGUAGAAGGCAACAAGCUAUGAAGUUGAAGUGAGGCACGUGAAGUUCACAUCCUGCUGGAGUGUAAAUGGUUUGCUGUUGUCAGUGUAACUCAUUGUAUGGCUAACCUGAUGAAAGAUCCAAGACCAAUAAAUGCAUUGUUUUAAAGCUUUACUCAUUCAAA
Notolabrus celidotus (New Zealand spotty) is the source of this 2499-nucleotide messenger RNA. RefSeq lists its product as uncharacterized. The transcript is spliced from 15 exons. Lineage: Eukaryota; Metazoa; Chordata; Actinopteri; Labriformes; Labridae. The record is from RefSeq and is a predicted model, not a curated record. The coding region runs from base 210 to 2342 and encodes 710 amino acids. Gene Ontology annotation, molecular function: ubiquitin-protein transferase activity.